CGCGGGAUCCCGGAAGUGGAGCGCGGUCGGCGGAGCUGCUGCUGCUGUUGUUGUUGUUGUUGUUGUGGCGGUGGCGGCCGUUGGAAUCCCGAAGCUCAGGUUUGGGUUGUUCCCCCCGUGCAGCCCGCCGUGGCACAGCAGGUGAGAGGAUCUCGGACUCCCUCUGGCUUGCGGGGGGCUGGGGGGGCACGGGGUGACCUUUGGGGCCCUGCGGGGGGGGGGCGGCUGCUGCUGCUCGGUGUAACCGGUCUGUGGGCUCCAGGACACAGCUGGAGAGAGCUCGGGGCCAGUGAUAGGGGGGGGUCUCUGGGCACAGCUGGAGAGGGCUCAGGGCCAGUGAUAGUGGGGGCCGGUGAUGGGGAGGGGGGGCCAGUGAUGGGGGGGCCAGUGAUGGUGGGCUCUGCCACUCCAGCUGCCAUGGGCUCUCUUUGAAUCAUGGGAAAUGUAGUUCCCAACAGCUGGAAUGUCACAAGUUCUCCAUCACUGCAGGCAGCCUGGGGCCCCCGAAUUGGAGGUAACCCUGGCCGCAAUGGGACAGCUAAGUGGUUAUAGUCUUUUAUUAUGGCAGGGAAUGACCAAAAGGUGAGACCUCCUCCUGCACUACACGUUAAGGCUGGCUAAGCUUUAUGGGAGAUGGAGUUCAAUAACAAGUGUGGAUCUUAACUCUUGGUAGAGCUGUUGCAUAGAGGAAUUGAUCAAACUGACUUCCUUUAGCUCCUGUUCUCUUCAUAUACACACGUGUCACAACAACUGAUGAUAUGUACUAACCAGAUGUGUAGGAACGAUUGAGCUAUAGCUGGGUACACUCGGCCACGAGCUAGCAGAAGCCCCCACAAGGUUAAACAUGAAGAAAGAAGAAUGGUCCAUGCACUCCAGAGCUCCGCAUGACAAGUUUAUUGGAACAAAGUUUCAACAAAACAGCAAUGUUUCAAUCCACACAGGGUUUUUCUCAAAUGCCUGGACCCUUCUUCUUUCUUUGAAUACAACAACUGAUGAUGUCAGGAAAUAAAUUACAGGAGGGAUCCCAUCCAUUCACUAAAGUGUGAAUUGUUGCCAAUUUACCGUGGAGUUUAUAUUUGAGACCAGAAUAGCCAAAGGAAAAACGUAGCUAACUUGGAUUGUUUACCACUUUGGCUAAUUUUGGUCUAAAGCUUGAAAUCCACUUUGGAUUCCAGGCAAUUCGCACUUUGAUGAAAACUUUGUACAAUUUUUUUUUUUUUUUUUUACACACAAAGUUUUAUUUUCAAUUCUAAAAGUUGCAAUUCUUAAAGGGACAAUAGUCAACAGGACCACUACAGCUUUAUGUUGUGUUUCUAGUGUCUAUAGCCUGCCCCUGCAGUCUUUUCAAUGUAAACACUGCCUUUCCAGAGAAACUUCACCAACCUGUCUCUCCAUUAUUCCCUCACUCAUGCAGUCUCCAUCACCAACACUCAGCUUUUCCACGCUCUGCAUGGAGAUGCUGAACGUUCCCCAUAGAGUUGCGUUGAUUCAGUGUAAGUCUAUGAGGAGAUGAUUAGUCCAGGGUUUUGCAGCGCAUGCACAAUAGUGUCCCAAUACUUUCCUAUAAGAAAGCAUUGGGUUGGCUGAAAUCAUCAGUCUUGAUUAUCUUAGCUAUAAAGGUGGGUCCCUCCGCGUGGGAGACAGGCACGGCAUAGGAAAAAAUGUGAGUAAAAACACCAUUACCUGCUAUCGGAUGGGGGUUGGUCAUCUAAAUAUACUUACCCCCUGACAGACAGACACACACACAUACACACACACACAGUCAGUUCCCUCUGCUCCUCUUCUUCAUGCCUUGUGUUGUGUAAACACCACAUGUAUCUAAAAUCCCUAGCUAAAGAAGCCUAUUUUGGUGUUCUGAAAACAGUGUAGCUGUCAAAGAUCACUUUUUUGUCGCUGAAUGUCACACGUAGAAUUAUGAGUUCAUUGGUACAGAGUCAUUUAAUAAAGUGAGAAUUGUUGGGACUUCACAGUGAAUUUAAAAUCUGGGCCAAUGUAGUUGAAUUUGGAAAAAAACUUCAAGUCAGCUAUGCUUCAUAUUGGCUAUUUUGUUUUUAAAAGUUCACUUUGAGUUUACAAACAGUUCUCACUUGAAUGAGUGAAUAACCGUGUUUAAUGUUUUUGUUUUUAGCAUAAUACAACUGUGAUUAAAAAAUUUGCUGCAGGUUAUUAAAUGUAUUUAUUCCAAAUGUGUCCAGUCCUAAAGUUAUUGCUUUGUUAAUGUAGACAUGGUGUCUUUAAUUAUUAAUUCAUGGAUACAUUUUCAUGUUUCCGCUAACCGUUUUCAUUAGCUACCAUUACUGUGUAGUAUUAUCAGUGGCUCAGAUCCUAUGACCAUAAUGGUGAACAUUGUAAGUUGUGAGAGACAUAAAAGGACUUAAAGGGAAAUUAUAGUGUUAGGAAUGCAGUUGUAUUCCUAGCACUAUAAUACCCUAUAGGUACCCUCGCUUGUGCUCCCUCCGCAGUGCAGAAAGGGUUAAAAACCAUUCUGUCACUUAGCUGAUUGCAGAGCCGAUGACCCUUGGCGCUGGGUUAGGCUCUAUCUCUGUGCCUACAUAUAACUACAAUAAUUACAAAUGCAGGGUUAGACUGACAUAAAUGAGGUGAAGUGGUCUGGGUGCUUAUAUUGUCCCUUUAAAACAGCAGUCUAAGCACUAUAAUCAUGAGAAUGCACUUUAGUGGUUAUGGUGCCAAGAGGCCCUUGGCAUUAUACCACAGUAAGUUGUCAAACCAUUUGUGAAUGAUUUGACACUUACCUGGUCCUUAUAGUCCAACCCCUUCUUCACACCUUAGUCAGAAGUUCCCCUUAUAUUAGUUAUAUCAAUUUAAGUCCCUGUUUGGAAUGAAUUCAUAGUCUGAAAGUGCCCACUUUAGUGAUAUUUGAAAAGGAGACUGCAGAAGAGGCACCAGAGGUGUACAGUUAAGUGCCAUGCCAUUCUAAAUUAGUUGAAUUUAUAACCUGGGAUGGCACCAAAGGGUUCCUGGCGUGUUGUAGGUGUUAUGAAGCUUAGACUAUUUUUUACGCAUUAGAGGGUAUAUAAUAUUUUUAUAAGAUAACUUGUAUACCGCAGCUACAGCUUAAAACUUGAUAAAUAUUGAAAAGCUAAAAACACAGCAAAUUUUGAAACACUGAAAAGAAAAAAAACAAUUACAGUUUCUAAAUAAUAUCCGGAUCAUAAUAAACGAUUUUACUACUUUCCAUUUCUCGUAGGGUAACAGUAACUCUCAUUUUGUGUUUGUCCCCGCCUCCUACACACAACAUAAAGUAGAAAUCUUUUUUUAAUGGCCAAGGCCAAGUUCUCCCCACAGCCAAAUCCUCCUUGGCUAAUGUCACUCCCCCUUGCCAGAGGGGCAGAAAGGCCGGGCAAAGAGGAGGACAGGGACGGCUGCUGUGCGUGCUGGUGUCAAGACCCCAAUUUUUCUCAGAAUUCAUAUUUGCCCGCCCACACUCUUUAAAAAGAAAAAUAAUAAUGUUGCGGCCUCAAUUUCAUGUCCCGUGGUGAUUUCUCUGUGGCCAGUAGAGUCAGGUCUUUAAGUCUCUUUCUGUAGGACUAGGGGGUAGCCAGAAUGUAUAUAAAACAUAUACAUUACCUGUGAUAGAAACAAAACUGGUGGUGCUGGAAAUAAUUGUGUAAAGUAAGAAAUGAAGAUGGGUGUCCAAUGCAAAGCCAGUGCUCUAUAGAAUUUAGAUUUCCAGGGUACUGGUUAAAAGGUUGCAUUCUUGAUAAUCAUGAUUAGGGUCAAGUGCCAAAUUACUGAGACAGAUCAUUGGUUUUCAAUUCUUCUAAUUCUUUAUGGGUGGCAGAGAGAGAUCAUUUGCAGAAGGUCUUGAUGGUAAGGUAUGUCUUUUUGCUGAUGAUACUAAGAUAUGUAACAGGGUUGAUGUUCCAGGAGGGAUAAGCCAAAUGACAAAUGAUUUAGGUAAACUAGAAAAAUGGUCAGAAUUGUGGCAACUGACAUUUAAUGUGGAUAAGUGCAAGAUAAUGCAUCUUGGACGUAAAAACCCAAGGGCAGAGUACAGAAUAUUUGAUAGAGUCCUAACCUCAACAUAUGAGGAAAGGGAUUUAGGGGUGAUUAUUUCUGAUGACUUAAAGGUAGGCAGACAAUGUAAUAGAGCAGCAGGAAAUGCUAGCAGAAUGCUUGGUUGUAUAGGGAGAGGUAUUAGCAGUAGAAAGAGGAAGUGCUCAUGCCAUUGUACAGAACACUGGUGAGACCUCACUUGGAGUAUUGUACACAGUACUGGAGACCAUAUCUUCAGAAAGAUAUUGAUACCUUAGAGAAGGUUCAGAGAAGGGCUACUAAACUGGUUCAUGGAUUGCGGGAUAAAACUUAAAGGAUAAAGGAUCUUAACGUGUAUAGCUUGGAGGAAAGACGAGACAGGGGGGAUAUGAUAGAAACAUUUAAAUACAUAAAGGGAAUCAACACAGUAAAGGAGGAGACUAUAUUUAAAAGAAGAAAACUACCACAACAAGAGGACAUAGUCUUAAAUUAGAGGGACAAAGGUUUAAAAAUAAUAUCAGGAAGUAUUACUUUACUGAGAGGGUAGUGGAUGGAAUCGCCUUCCAGCUGAAGUGGUAGCGGUUAACACAGUGCAGGAGUUUAAGCAUGCUUGGGACAGGCAUAAGGCUAUCCUAGACUUAAGAUAAGGCAUGCGACUAUUUAACGUAUUUAGAAAAUUGGGCAGACAAGAUGGGUCGUCACAUUCUGUUUCUAUCAUCAACUGAGAUUGGGUAGGGGCAGUUUGAAGCCCAUAUUUUCUAGGGUCUUGAAUUAACAGUAGCCAAAGUUAUAGAAACUAUGUUAUUGCUAAUAACUCUACAAAUCUAAUGAAAAUAGACAAAUGAAGCGCUUAUUAAAAAAAAAAAAUGGUUGGGAAAAGAUGUAUUUAUGCAACAUUUAAAUAAAUCUGUGCAAAUGACGAAAUAAGUCAACUUUUCCAAAUGUAAUGUUUUUGUUAUUGUCAGACACUCACACAUGAUUUUCCUUAAAGGUGUGGACUCAGGCAACAUGAGUCAGCCUUCUACAUUUAACGCUUACUCACUUAGCACCACGCCCAUGGUUUUCCUUUUCCGACGUGUGUGUGUAUGUGUAUUUGAUAGUAAAGGUCAUUUCUGUUUGAUUUCACAGCCUGUUUUUUUUUUUUUUAUUGCUGUGGAAAUAUGAAAUAAAUUUCUGUGCGUGUCAUAAUUUUUCUGUGGGUUACCCUUUCAAUGCUGGCAUUUAAAGAUCUAAUUUACUCGACCACGUGGAAUACGUUCAUAUCUUUAGUCGAAUAUCGUAACAAGUGGGAUGUUUACAUUUCUGUUAAUCUCUUUGCAAAUCUUCAUAUUGCACUGUUUUACUACAUUAAACAGCCAUAAUUAACUAAACAUUCUGGACAACAUAAGUUUCAUCUAAAUUAAGUUGUUAAAGUAAAAUGGUCCCAAGACCUGAAACCACUAUAAGUUGUUAAACCAUAUAACAGCAGUUUAACCCCAAAAUUGUAUAGACGGCACCCAUGCAAUCUACCAUAUUCCAGCUAAGUCCUCUGCUACAGUGACAAGGCCUCCGAAUGGGCAAGAAUGAUUGGUUGAAAGCAUCAGCUGGCGCUCUUAGCUUAGAGAAAAAAGUGUGAGAAAUGUACAUAUUUGACGUUUUAAGUUAUAAUAUGAAUGUUUUAGCACCGCUUGACAAAUUUCAUGAACUAGAGAAGUUGGAGAAACCAUUUAAUAUUAAAUUUGGCUGGUUAAAAAAAACACACUGUUUAUAAUACGAAUAUUAUCUAGUAGUUUUUAUUUCCAUUACAUACUAGUGGGUCUGCCUUGUAAUUUGCUGAAUGCUCCAUACACAUUAAGCUGAGCGUGCAUGAUUUCACCUGUAGAGUUAAAGCUUACAUUUCAGACGUUGAUUUAGAUAGACUGGCAGUGUGUGUGUGUUACAUACAGUGCUUGCAUUGAAACAUUCUGCAGUUGUAUCGGAUACUCAGGUUAGUUUUCAGUCAUUUUGAAGAAUGCCUGGUUUAUUUUUAGGUAAUUUGUACAAGAAUGUACGUUCCUGACACUGCCAAGGAGUCACAUUGUGCUGAAUAGAAUACCAAUCUGCAACAUUUAGACCAUUAUAGCCGGUUCUUCAAAAUCUCCCAAUUCUGCUAUAUUAUUUAUUUAUUUUUUUGUAAAUUCUUUAUUUGUCGUCCAUGUGAGUACAAUAUACAUACAUACACCAAAACAGUGCACAUGGGCAUAGAAGAACAAUUUGAAUAACGAUACAAAUAAUGAGCAUUGGUAUCUUUCGGUUACGUAACAUUUGCAAAUGUCAUAACAGCAAUCAUUGAGAUGCAGGUAGGUUGAACAGCUGUAGGUGAGUGUGCAUUUCUGAGGCUGAAGCCAUAGCAAUAAUGACAAGCUAGUUAGUUAGAAAUGGGCAGCUACAUUCUACCAAACUUUAAAAUUCUGCUGUAGAUUUAAGCUUACUGGUCUGACGGAAAAGAUGGGGUAAUAGGUGUAUUACUAAAACUAUUUGACACUUGUAGCAGGGGAGCAAUUGCGUCAAUGAGUAAUGAUAGUUGGCACAUAGGUUAUGGAACCUAGUAUAGUGAAUGAUUUGCUUUAUUAAUUCUAUUGUAAUGGAAUCCGUAAUUCGGGUUCCAGUUCCUCACAUGUUGCUGUUGCGACAGUGAUUCCCUUAAUCCUAACGUUAGCCAGGAAUCUCUUAGAGAAAGCUGCCUCGGGGGAGGAUUGCGUAAGAAACGUUGGCUUGACUGGUUCUGUGCGUUCGUGUAUCCCCCUGAUCAGUUGUACGUUCUGCCUGCGUCUAGUCUCCCCAGUCUGUCAUGGGACAGGUGUUAGUUCUUAUCUUCCCAGCAGGUAAUUGUGUCUUGUUUGAGAACUAGUUCUCUGCUUGUCUGGUCCCGUUCCAUCUCUCUCAGUCAGCUGUUAUAUAAGUCGGUGACUCGUAUCUAUGGGAGCUGCUUCGUGUCGUGGCUAUAUAUCGUUUAGUGACUCGUUCGGGGCCUUCCCGACUCUGGCCUCCUCGGGGGCAGGUCAAGCCGCAUCCACCCAAGCCCUCAGAAAAGGAAAAGAAGUUACGUGAAGUUGAUUAGAUGCAGAGGGGAGAAGGAAAGGAGGGGAGGGGUGGGGGGGGGGAGACAUGAUGUAUAGCACGUGUCGGGGUGCGCCGGGUCCUCACAGACCCCCGGUGUUAUGGUGUGUGCUGUGCCUCCCUAGUUCCGGGAUGUGAGAGGUAUAGAUACCAUGGGGCUGCUAUAUUAUUUUAGCCAAUAUGUUUCAAUUCAGUUUUAAAUUUAUUACUAAUUGGCAGUUCGUAAACCAACACAAUUUAAAAUGUCAGAAUGUUUGGGUUAUCUACAAAACUUGUCCACCCUUCACACACAUAUUUUUUUUUUUUUCUCUCCUCCGUUCUGCACAUUUUAAAGUUGAAGUACAUGUUGCCAAGUAUCUUUGGGUAUUAUACAUUCCAUUAAAGGACACAGCCAAGGGCGGAGCCUGACUGCUGAACUGGCUGGUCGCACAUAACCUGAGAUCCAAAAUCCGUCUGUUUCUGCUACAAAAUACCUUCUUCUUCUUAUAAAUACACAAGCUGUGCACUCGUGAGUGAACCGUGGCCACAUCAUUUGCAGCUAUUCAGCCAGAGGUCGGUGGUUCUAUGAUGGAAAGCAGCUGUGGCAUGUGGAAGGCCCAGGUGAGGAGAGGCAGGCCGCUCUCCUCGUUCUCGGGUCGACUGCAGAGAUCAAGCAUGCUCCUACCCCCCCCCCCCCCAAUGGACCGGUGGGGGUUAUCUCUGUCCUCACUGGGGUGAUGUCUCGCCCAGACUUGAUGGAUCCCACGGAGCUGGAUUUCCGAAAUCCGUGAGCUAAGAUGGCCGCCGACACAAUGCCCUUAGCACUCCUGACUCCCACAACCCGGGCCGCAUAGCCAUGCCAUUUGAGCACUUCUGGAGGCAAUUCUGGAAUAGAACCCAGCAACAGAGAAAAAAGCCUGUCACUACAGCCUUGUUCAAACCUGCCCCUCACGGAACACCGCCAAGCCGAGAUACGCCAGGCGACACCCAAAUGGGAAUGGUGGGAAAGCUGAGGAGAGUACCUCACAAAAAGUUUGGAAACCAUCAACCCAAUCCUGCUGCUCCCAGUGGCCUUCAUAGGCCUCUGAUCCUCAUGGGAAGCCCCUGUCGACACCACACACUCCCUCCGAUGGCCCUCAUUCACCGUGAGCUGAUGAAGUCCUGCCUGCAACCUCACAUGGCACUAAUGGGACUGGCACAUGGAAUUGUAUUUUGGCACAGUGCUGGUGGGGUCCUAUAACAUGGGACUCUUUUGUAAACUCUCUAGCCAGGUCUAGGUGUACUCAUUGCAGGGCAUUUGUUGAGCGGAGGCAUAGCUGUGGGCAACCUCUUACAUUCAUAACUGGGGGGUUCUGUUUUUAUUUGUUUGGCUUUCAUAUAGUUUGUUUUCACACCUGGGGAUACUCCCUUCUAAGCAACAUGUCAGUUAAUAUAGCGAGACUCCUUUCUUGUGUUUACACUCUGACAUCCUAUUUGUUCUUUAUUGCAUAAACUCAGCUAUCUAUUGAAUACUACAUUGAGACAGCUUACCCAGUGACGUAUUUGCCGUGAGGCAAACAAGGCAUUUGCCUUGGGCGGCACUUUCAUAUGCCCAGGUAAAUGUCUUGUUGGACUGGUGGCAGACUGCUAGCUGAAGUCCAGGCAGGCGGCGAUGCAGAGUGAUGCCGGGAACUGGAAUAUGACGUUGGAGAAGGGAGAGAUCACAAUUCAGAGCUCCCUCGCCGCCGCCUGCCUGCAGCAAGCAUGCCCAAACAGCCCAACCAGCAGCCCCACUGGACCCCAGGUAAAAAAUCCACCCAGCUCUCCCAAAGGUAGGGAGGCUGGGUGGAUUUCAAUUAAAUAAAAAAAAAUCUGUGAGUGGGGGGGCGAGGGAGGUGAAAAUGUGCAUUGCAUGUGGCUGUUUACUGUAGACUACUUGGUUUAUUAUUUUGAAAAGCAUAGUUUUGCAUCACUAUAUACAGCAUAACAAUGUCCUGUGGCAGGGAUGCGUUUGUAAAACAUUGUGUGCGUACUAAUGUAUGUAACAUAUGCAAUAGAAAGGUCUUACUGGUGUCGACAUCCUCAUGGUUGAAUGGCAAGAAGUUUGGGGUCUCAUAACCACCAUGGUUGUUGAACGCAAAUAAUGUAUUUAUGUUAAUGGGGAGCAAGUGCGAAAUAUGUGGAAUUCAUGUCCUACCAGAUGGAAAUUGAUGCAUUAAUCACAGAAUAUAUGCCAAGUUAUCUUUCUUGAUUGGUUGACUCAUUUCCCUCCUGGAGUAUAUGACUUCCGUACUCUACUAUGCAGCAUGAGCAUGACGUUUCCAGCUAAACAUGGUGGGCUCUUAAAUCAACAAAGGGGAGCUGGUGCUCCAGAAUGGAACUGGUUUGAAGACAUAAGAGACAGGACAUUUUUCUUAUCCACAGUGCUAGAUCGCUCUAGCUACAUCUAGAAUAGAACACUUAAUUACAUGAGUGAGUGCUAUCUAGGAACCUGAUUGGGGUGUGUGUGUGUGUGUGUGUGUGUGUAUAUGUCUGUGAGGGAGCCUGUGUGUCUGAAUGUGAGUGGGUGUGUCAGUGAGUGGGUGGGUGUCUGCAUCAUUGGGUAUGUAUAUCAGUGUGUGCGUGUCUGUGAGUGAGUUAGUGAUUGUGGGUGUCUAUCAGAUUGUGUCAAGUCAGUGUGUGUGUGUUUGUUAGUCUUUAACUGGAAUAGGUGUGGACUUGGCAGGAAGGAGUGGGACACAUUUAAAUUAGGGGGUGCCCGAGUUCCGUCAUGCCUAGGGCAGAAAAGACCCAAAAUACACCACUGAGCUUACCCACUCUACCUUGUUACUUAUAAAUAUAUGUAUAAAAAAAAUUCUAUCUUGACAUAUGUCAUAUUGGGAAUUGUCUGUACAUGCAUGUCUGUUAAACUAUGCACUGCAAAAAUAAAAGGCAAAGCCAAAAAUAUGUAAUCUGAAUGAAGUGGUUUGUGAUGGUUGUGGGCUUGACAAAAGUAAGAAAAAUACUGAGACAAAAUCGUGUCUAUAUCUUUUGAAUGCUUUUGAAUUUCAGUAAAAUCCAACAUGGUUAAUGUGAGUAUUUCAUAAAGAUUUUAUCUUUUCGAAAUACCAAUUUUAUAGGUGUAUUAAAAAAAAAAAAAAAAAAAGUAACAUUUAGGAUAAUUUUCAUUUAUAAACCCUAACACAUAUCCAUUUCAGAAUUUCAGCAUUGCCUCAAUUGAUGGUUUAUCUAAUGACACAGAUCAUUAGUGACCUGUAGAUUACCUUGCCUUGCCUUGGCAAGCUAACAGCAUCCCUUAGUGUCUGUUAGCUUCAAGAAUAGCUUUAGUGUUUUCUAUGAUAUAUAUCAUUUUUAAAAAAAAAUAUAUUUUUUUUGUGUGCCUGUGGCUGCUUUCAUUUCUUCUAAAAAAAAAUCUGAAAAUUAAAUAAAUGUUAUAUAUUUUAUUAAAAUCUAUAUAAAGAGCCCGUAAGGUCAUUUAGGAGCUGUGCAGUAUGAACGUAUCGCAAAAGCUUCUGGUAAUCCGGGAAAAGAUGUUAUGACGUUAUAGAUUAAUAGAUGAAACAUAACUACGUUGACCGGGCGAUCAUUAUACCAAAAUGUAUGAUUGGAGCCCAACUAGUCGUGGCGCUUAGCAUGUCCCUUUUAGGCCGUGGCUCUUGCAGGCACAAGAAAAAUCUAUUUCCUUUUUGCUUCAUAGCCAUAUCCUCUAAAGAACAUUGCAGAUAGAAAUAUAUUUGUUAGUGGUAAUGCAAUUCCAUUUAGCACAUUUUCUAACUUGAGUAAAACCGUAAUGAUCUGUGUCAUUAGAUAAACCAUCAAUUGAGGCAAUGCUGAAAUUAUGAAAUGGAUAUGUUAGGGUUUAUAAAAAAAAAAAAAAAAAAAAAAGGUUUCAGAAAUAUAAGAUUUUAUUCACUAAAACAGUAAUUGUGAAAAAUAAAAAACAUGCAGUACAACUAGGUAGCCAAGUCUAAAUUGCAUUCAGCGGAAUACCAGGGUUCUUGGGAUCACAUGUCUGUAUGAAAGCUGUCACGUCAUGAUAUAUCUAUCAGGUUGUGUGGUCUCGACUGUAAUAAAAUGCAUUGUAUUGGACAGUCAAACCUUAAUGCAAGUCACGCAACGUGGAGCAUGUGGUAUGGAAGGUGUUUUGGGGAAUUAUCGGGCCCCGUCAUCCUAUGUAAUUCUCCGGCCCUGAUGCCUCCCCUUGGUAUCGCGUUUAGACCCUAAUAUUGAGCACAGAGUAAGAUAUGUUCCUUAGGUAGUGUCGCAUGUCAACUCCCGAUUACCCCUUGGCUUGUACUUAGAACAGUUGGUGAGAGAAUCUUCAGAGUUCCAUGUAGUGGGCAGGGUGGGAAGGGCUUGUGUCACCAACCUACAAAUGAUCAGAGUCCAUUUACACACUUUGAUGAGAAGUGUUUAAGAAGGUCAGCCAAGGUUCUCAGGUAGUGGUGUACUCAUCAUACUUAUGUGAGAAGGGGUAGGAGAGUUCCUCCAUUCUGUUUGAGUCCACUUUUUGGAUCCAUUCCCUGAUAGGAGGGGCUGUGGUGUGUUUCCAUUUCGUGGGGAUCAAGAGGUUGGCCGCUGUGUUUUGUGUUUAACUAUGGGGAAGGGAUAUAGCAUGAAGAGCGUAGCUUCAGGUAUGUUUGGAAUGUGUAUUAAGGAUUUUAUUUUUCCCCCAAUAAUCUUGCAUUAUGGGACAUGUCCACCAUAUAUGUCCCGGGGUCCCUAUAGAUCGUCUGCACCUCCAACAUGUAUUAGGUGAGUUGGGGAAGAAUCGGUUGAUUCUUGUCAGUGUGUAAUGCCACAGUGAAAUUCGUUUGUAGUUUCCCUUAUGGGUGUUGUUGCUUAUGGAUGUUUUAAAGAUAAUGGUAAAUAUGCAUGUCCAGUCCUUUCGUUGUAGAGCGAUGCUUCGUUCCUUUUCACAAAGCUUAAUAAAGUCUAGCAGAGGGUCAUCCUGUCGUUUUUAUUUUUUUGUAUAAGUUUAUAGAAGGUGGACAGAUGUUUGGAUUGGAGGGUGUGUUGUGCACAUGUGGAUUUAAAUUGUGUGGCUGUUCUAUUGCCUUGUAACGGGGAUGGAGUAGAGUUAAUAAAAUGAGUGAGUUGUGUAUGUCGGAAACAAAGUAUUUUGGUUUGUUGGUCUAUCUGUAAGAGGUCCUGGUAGGGUUAUAUGCCAUUUUCACUCCGUAUGGCCCCAGAAGGUAGUGUACAGUGGCUGUAAAUUUCUGGAAGGCUUCUGGUUGGCAACCCGGCGGAAAAAGUGGGUUUCCCGUAAGUGGAUAUAGGGGUGAUGGGUGAGGUGACAGGUUAGGGACGCAUAUGAUUUUAGUCCAUAGCCAUAGGGUUGGCGUUAUCAUGGGGUGUGGGUUGGUAAUAAGAAGUGGUUCCCCGUUUUGUCCCAUGGUACUGUGUGAAUAGAGGCUGUGAAGGAGCGGGAUUCCAGCCGUACCCAUUGUUUGUGAUUUUUGAGGUUUCACCCAUUCGUAUAUCCUAGUGAGUGUGAUAGCAUGGUGGUCCAUUAUACCUUGGAGAAAAGGCUCCCCUGUCUCGUGCCAUUAGUUUUUUGUUUUUUUACUGUGUCGGCGAGUUGGCUGUUGACCCUAAUUUUGGCACCUGGUCUGGAAUAUAUGGCUGAGAUCCAUUUCAUCCAGUUUGGACUGAAGCCCAGUGCUUGUAACGUCUCCAUAAGCCUGCAGUUCGUCUCCAGUACACCCUGUCGAAUGCCUUCUCGGCAUCGAUAGUAAGGAUGUGGCUGUGCAAGGACUCCAUCUCUGAGAGGUGGAUUAAGUUUAGUAGUGUUAUUUUUAACCUCCCUCCUGGGUACAAACCCCGCCUGGUCAGGGUGGACUAGUCCCUGCAAGAGUGGCCGAAGACGAUUAGCUAGAAUUUUUGUGAAGAUUUUGAGAUCUACAUUGAUCAGGGAGAACGGCCUGUGGCUCCCACAUUCCGUAGGAUCCUUCCCUGGUUUUGGUAUUAGCGUUAUGUGAGCUUCUACGACUGUGUGAUGGAAUUGAAAGCUGUCGUGAAUGGGCCAUUGAGGAUAAAUGAGAAAGCUUUAUAGUAUGUGGCUGAGAAACCAUCUGGACCCGGGCUCUUGCCAACGGGUUGAUGGCUGACCGCUAAAGUGAAUUAGUCUGGAGAGAUUAGGGAGUCAAAAACUUGUCUGGUAUUCAGAGGGAUUGUCUGAUUAAAUCGCGUGGAUAAGAAUUGGUCAGUUUCGGCUGGAGAGGGUGGGAUCUGUCUCAGGUUAUAAAGGUCGGAGUAGAAGGAGUGGAAAGCUUGCAGUAUGUCGGGUAGGAGGUGAGAUAUUUCCCCGGGGGGUUUCUUAAUCUUGGCAAUGAAUGUUUGUUGUCUGCUGUGCUGCAAGGCUUUAGCUAGCAUGCGGCCACAUUUCCCCCUUUGAGUGAAAUAAGAGUGUUUGGAUAGUAAGAGUUUGAGUUUGACGUGAGAGUUUAAUAAUUGUUGCAAGGUGGACCAUUUGUCCGUGAGUUGUUUAUAAAUGUCGAGGGAUGUGUUCUGAUUAUGUGUCUGUCCUAGUUGUCUGUCCUGUGUAAGUGUGACUUUGUGCUUCUUUGUUUUUAUGUUUAGAUGCAAGUGCUAUGAUGUGCCCUCGGAGCACUGAUUUGUGUGCCUCCCAUGUAAUUGUGGGUGAGAUGGACAGUGAUGAGUUCUCUGUAAAGUAGUGUCGCAAAAUGUCACUCAGUUGUUGGAUGAUAGAGGGAUUAUUGAGUAUUUCAUUAAGCUUCCACUGAAAGCUUUUGGUUGGAAGGGUGGGUACGGGAACAGCAAGAGACGGGUGCAUGGUCUUACUAAGUUAUGUGACCAUAUCCGCAAGAUUGCAUUAGGUAGAGAAACCUGUGUGGAAGAAACCACAUAUCCAGCCUAGAGUACGUAUGAAUAGUCUCAAGUCUGUGGGUGAGUUACCCACCAGCCAUUGAAGAGCUGUGAUUUGUCGAAUAUUUGGUUCAUUCUUCGUUUGGACAAGGGUUGGUAUGUAGUGGAGCAUGAGGUAGUGUCUAAGUCAGUCUAAUAAGAUUUUAAGGUCUCCCCCCUAGAAUGAGGAUCCCCUCUGUGAAGCACUCCACACAGCUGAGGUAUUUUUGGAGUAAAGUGCAUUGUUUUGUGUUAGGGAGAUAGUGGUUAGCAAAGGUCAUUACAGUGUUGCCUAUCUGGCCUUUGACUAGGACAAGCCUGCCAUUUGGGUCCGUGUAGUGAGCUUUUUAAGUAAAGGGCGUAUGUGUCCCUAUGAGGAUGGCCACUCCUCUCGCCUUGGCACCAGUAAAGUUGCUAAAGUAGCCCAAUGGAUAGUUUUGAUUGCGGAGAACGUCAUAGAAUGUUUAGGUGGGGAGUUGGGGCCUCGUACAUUCAAUGUAACUACAUUAAGGCUUGCCAUCUGUAUAUGUAGUGAGGUGUCCGUAGUAUCAAUCGGUACCCUUAGAUAAAUACAAUAAAUCAAUACAACAAAAAUCAACGUAACUAUAUACACAUUAACAAAAAGAGAAGUUGUCAGGAAACUUGUACUUCCAAACGAUAUCAUAAUGUAUACAAAAAAAAAAUAAAGUAAGAAAACAUGUAAAUAACCAUGUAUGAAACUUGAUGUACGAGAACACAUUAUUAUUCAAAUUGUACUCUAUGUAAUGUCUGAAAAUCCUGUGCCACAGCCGACACUACAGAUAAAUUUAAAAAAUUUAAAAAAUUGAGUGCGAUGGACUAUAGUAGUAAGCGUAGCAUGACGGUGGCUUUCCCCAGGUGAUGGGUGUAACCAAUGGAGAACAAUUCAAGCACCUCAGGGAUGGCUCUUGUAUCUCUACUUAAGUAGUCGUGGGGAGGAUAUAAGGAUGGAUUCGCCAUGCAAAGUUUGAGGUGGGCAAUCCUAUUUUUUAUGUAUAUAUUUUUUGUUUUGUCAAUGGGUUCAUGGAAAUCGGUGGCAAUCGGCAUGUACGUGUGCUGAGUCGGAUACCAGUGUGGUAGACGUGAGGCAAGGUUAAGUCUGAUGAUCGACACCAGUCAGUUAAUUGGGGGUGGGAAAGGAGAGACUCGGAUAUGCUCCCCAGUAGACCGUAAGGGUGGGGGGAGAUUUCUCAAGUUGAGGUCACACCAUCUUACUCUGCCGCUCGUACAUUUGGAUCCUGGUAGAGGUGAUGCAUAUAGGACAGUAGUGACAUCUAAUCACCUCAUUCCCAUCUGUGUAAUUUUAUCUCUGACAUCAAGCAGUGUUAUACAUUCUGUCGGGGAGAGGGGACAGGUAUGAGGAAAAGCGUAGUGGACAGAGAUUACGUAGGGAGCUGAAGGCGGUAGUACCAGAGGGAUGAGCGAGACGGUAGACGGGGCAAAGGUCGUAAGAGAUAGAUAUCCCAUAGGGGACAAUGUAGUGUGGGGGGGCAACAGUAGUUAUUGACCAUCACAUAUAAAGUUUUUGUGAAUUACAAGUUACCACAUGUGGAGAGCCCAUCUUCUGCCGGUGCUGUUGGCUUCAUAAUAAUUAAACUGUGUGCGUCUCGCCCAGGAUAAGCCCAGGUUAUAGUGUGGCGAGGCCAGUAGUUAGAUUAUAUGAUGUGUUCGCCCACAAUACAGAUAGAGUUGUCUGAGUUCUCAGCGGGUAAGGUGAAUUAUAAACUGGGGUUUUGUGUAGGAAGAGUCUCGAUAAGUCCACGGAAGUAUGCAGUAAUGGAAAGUUCCAGGGGAGCUGCCAGAUUUUGCACAGUGGUAGAUAGGGUAUUGUACCUGGAUGUUGUAUCCUACAUGUGCACCUGUUGAUGCUUAGUGAACUUGCAAUACGGGUGAUUUAAUCCGAGAGUUGGAGGUGUGUGUAUUGGGGUUUGUAUGGUAUAUUCUUCCUCCUAUGUCCCUCUGCUGAAUGAUGGCAUGUCAGCAGGGUCCAGAGAUUGAUGUUGCCAUGGUUGUUCGCAUCCGUGAGUACUGGAGAGUGGUGAAAACAAGGGUAGUGGGUGCAGGUUGAGGUGAUUGGGAUGCCAACCAGCAGGCUUUAUGGAACAGACUAGUGUUGGGAAGAAGGACCGGUGACAGAAACAUGAGUGCCUGCUCUCUAGCUUGGUUGCUGCGUCUUUUUGACGUCGUUUGCCAGCGUGUACGCUGCGCCAUUCUUAAUGGAGGUUGGGCCUAUUGCGGGCCAUACCAGUCCGAUAUUUGGACUUCUGGGAGGCCCAAGGCUUGGGUAAAGACUACCACGUUAUUUGGAGGUGACAGGGUGGCAGUGGCUCCAUUGUUAGAGGCAGUGAGAGCAAGGGGGAAGCCCCCCCCCCCGUACCGGUUAUUUCUGGUUUGUAACAUAUCGGUGAUAGGCCACAGUGUCCUUCUUGCUUGGAGAGUCAUCCAGGAAAGAUCAGGGUAGAUUUGUAUUUGUGUACCAUGAAAUGGCAGUGGCUGUGUUGUUUGCCUGAGCAUAUGGAGGAUGUCCUCCUUAACUCCGUAAUAGUGUAGCCAGCAAAUUACAUCUAUUGGUGCCUCAGUCGGUGUACCUCUGGGUUGAGCGCCCUGUAUGCCCUAUCAAAUAGUAUGGGCUCCGCUGCAGUCCUGUUGAGGACAAGAUUAAAGAGUUCUUGCAGGUUUGCAGGCAGAUCCUCUUGGUCCCUUUCCAGAAGGCCCUUCAUUCUGAGGUUGUUUCGCCUCCCGUGGUUAUCGUGGUCGUCUAGGGACCUGGACAUCGCCGCCAUCUGCGUGUUCUGUGCUUCUAUUGAUGUCGGAGUUGGUGUAUUGGAGUUUGGGUGAGGUCUCGGCCGUCUUCCAGAGUAUUAACUCUGUCACCUUUUUCCUUUUAUAUCUGUGGAAAUGGCAACCAUUCUCACUUGGAACGAAAUUUCCAGUUUGUGCAGCACGGAGGCAAGAUCUUGUUUAGAAGGGAGAUUCUUUAUAGUCUUCCGCGUGUCGUAAUUGAUGGUGAGUAUCGAUCCCUCCGAAUUGGCUGGGCUGAAAGGUGGUAAUAUGUCCGAGGUGAGUUCAGAGGCCUGGGGCCUGGUGCCUCGGCAUGGUGUUAGUCAUUGUCUCUGAAAUAUUUUGUCAGAGCGUUCGAUUUUCCUGCUUGCUCAUUGUGUGGUGGGUAGAUGAGGAGUGUUUGGGAUGCCCCAUCAUCGUAACGAUUGCGCCUUAUGCUAGUGGAUUGUCCGCUCUUUCUCAUGGAGCUCGUCUAGCAAGUGUCCAUGCAGGUCCAAGGUUGGCUUCGCCCCCUACUGUGACCACUUUUGCUUUUUGAAGUGUUCAUGGUUGUAGGAAUCUUGGAUGUGCAGUGUUUCUGCUUGAAACACUGCGCAUCAAGAGUUAUUUGAAAUUGUAUGCCUAGGGUUAGUUAAAGGAAAACUAUAGUGCCAGGAAAACAAAGUAGUUUUUCUGGCACUAUGGCUCCCUAUAGUUCCUUUCUCCAUCGCGGCCACCUUCUGUCACUCACCUGAGUUCUGUGCUGAUGUUCCUUGGUGCUUGUUCGGACUCUGCCUUUGCUUUUCACCCGCUGUCAGCCGGCGAGGGAGACCUAAUGUGCAUGCGCGGCAAUGGCCGCACUCGCAUUUUUAUUUCCCACAUAGGAACACGUGCACUGCUUUCCUAUGGGGUUUUAAAUGACGCUGGAUGUUCUUUAGGCAUAGCGUGAGGACGUCCAGCAUCAGAUGACCAAAAGUCCCUCUUUUGCUCUCUGACAGACAGCCACUACAGGUGGAGUUAAAGGGAAACUCCAGUGCCAGGAAAACAAUCCGUUUUCCUGGCACUGCAGGUCCCCUGUCCCCCCCCACCUCCAAUCCCCCGGUAGCUGAAGGGGUGAAAACCCCUCCAGGUCACUUACCUGAGACCCCGCCGAUGUCCCUCGGCAGUGGUUUCUUCUCGCCGCCGCUCCACCCAGUCUUUACGUUGGCCGGUGGGCGAGACUGAUCCCGCCCACCGGCCGGGGAGAACUAAUGCCGCGCAUGCGCAUUAGAGCUCCCCAUAGGAAAGCAUCGAAAAUGCUUUUCAAUGCUUUCCUAUGGGGAAUUGAGCGACGCUGGAGGUCCUCACACAGCAUAAAGGACAUCCAGCGACGCUCUAGCACAGGUUUUCUGUGCUAUAGAGCAGGAAGUGCCCUCUAGUGGCUGUCUAGUAGACAGCCACUAGAGGUGGAGUUAACCCUGCAAGGUAUUAUUGCAGUUCAUAAAAAAAACUGCAAUAAUUACACUUGCAGGGUUAAGGGUAGUGGGAGUUGGCACCCAGACCACUCCAAUGGGCAGAAGUGGUCUGGGUGCCUGGAGUGUCCCUUUAACCCUCAAAGGAAAUUAUUGAAUUUUAUAAAAAAAAACAGAAUUGCCUCUGCAGGGUUAAAGGACCUGGAACUGUGCACCCAGACCACUUCCUUUAAGCUGAAGUGGUCUUAGUGCCUGUUGUGUCUCUUUAAACCCCAAGCACAUGUGACUUCAGACAGUCCGGAAUAGAGUCCCAGGGUGCUUAUGCCAAUUCUGUGCAUAUUUUAUUUUGUAAAUAGUUCUUCAGAUACAUUUUUAUUUUUGUUUUAAAUUAAACUAAACCUAGCCUGGGUAUGUUUUGUGGUUUUAGUCAUUUUUUUUGAAAUAUUUUGUUUUUCCUCCAUACGUAAUUGUUUAAAAAUAUAUAUAUAUGUAUGUAUGUAUGUGUAUGUGUGUGUGUGUGUGUAUAUAUAUGUGUGUAUAUGUAUAUAUAUAUAUAUAUAUAUAUAUAUAUAAUUAGAUGAUUCAGGUUUUUGGAAUCUGUAGGUCAGCCCUUGCCUUUCUAUGUUAGAACCAUUUGGAACCCCUUAUUGUGCUCUGAUAGCACUGCAUAUAGGAAUAGCGUAACAGUGCUAUAGAAUGUUAAAGGAACACUAUAUAGAGUUUUUAAAAGAAACAUAUUCUGUAUGCUAUAGUGUUAUCUUACCCUCCACCUCUCUCUCCCUCCCCCCCCCCUUAACAAAUAAGAAAGCUUUUUUACUUACCUGUACUUCCUCACUAUACAAGCGUUUGUGUAGCCACACUGCCACCCCACCACAGAUAAUCAAUGCAUACCCAUAAGGAGUCAAUGAGAGGCUCUUACGCAUACGCAACAAAUUGCCGCACCAAUCUGUAUCUUCUCUUAGAGAGUUAGUGCGGCAUUACAGGACUGAACCCAGGAAGCCCAUCUAGUGAAUGACAGUCACUAGAGGUGUACUUGGACAGUAAUAUAAACACUUACCAUGCUCAGCCUGCAGACACAGGCUCAAGACACUAGAACCACUACAUAAAACUGUAGUGGUUCUGGUGCCUACAUUGUCCCUUUAGUUAUGCACCUGUGACUUCAUCUGGUCUUUGACAAGGAUUUAAUAAACUAUUUUUCUUUUUGUGCGGCUAGACAGUGGUUCAUACUCAUGCCUUUUACCGUUCCUUUAUUUCCUCUUUAAUUGCCAUCUAACUCCCCAGUUUGCAACAUGUACACCCACUUACCCAUCUAAAAGACGUCAGAAGUUGCACACUUCUCAGAUCAGUCACAUUUGCCUUCUUAUCUCGUGGCUGAUCACAUGUUCAUUUGUGAAUUUGCUAAAUGUUUUCGUUCUGCGUUUGUUUCUAAGUGGUGACAGUCUCAGAUCCAAGAACACCCUCAGGCCCUUUAGCUCCAGAUUAUAGUCCAUUCCAUAUGUGUUGCAUUCUUUCAAAAUAAGUAAGUAAACUCAAUAAAAUGCAUGUUAGUUGUUUGUUUUGUUUUUUAAACACCCAUGUACUUUGUGCCGUCUGGUUUUGGUUUACACACACUGAGUAUUUUUUAUGCUGCAUUGUUGUUAUACAUUACAUGCCGCACUUUCAGCUGCCCUCCUAUGACAGACGAAAAAAAAUACACAUUCUAGUGUAAAGGCAAAUUACAGUCUUACCCUUCUAUGCCUCUUAACUGCAUUUGGCUUACAAUUACUGGCAAGGGCCAUAAGUGAGUCAGAUGUGAAGUAUGCUAUUGCAUUUCCUUUCAUAGUUGUCAGAAUUCCUCUCUGUAUGAAAGCAGCAUUCUUAAAGACACAGAUGCAUGAAUCCUUUAUUACUGCUGACGCCUAACAUUUUGUAUUCCUUUCACUGCUAAUUGUAAAGAAACCAAAAGAAAAUCAGCCAUGUUUUUGUUGUCAAUAUAUCAUACUGCUGUAAAUGAACACUGUAGGCAGCAUAAUCCCUUACAGCUCACUUUAUUGAUUAUGCUGCUAGUGAAGGAGUUUAAGCAUGCGUGGGAUAGGCAUAUGGCUAUCCUAGCUAUAAGAUAAGGCCAGGGACUAAUGAGAGUAUUUAGAAAAUUGGGCAGACUAGAUGGGCCCAAUGGUUCUCAUCUGCCGUCACAAUCUGUUUCUAUGAGUGUCCCGGGGUUUUCUCCAAUUUAAUGUUAACUCGUUUAGGGAAUAGUUUGACAUAAACUGGGGCUCUUUCAUGUGUCCGUAAACCUCCAACUUCUUGGCCUAUUGAUAAUAAGCAUGAGUUGACUCCACGUUGUUUGUUAUAUCCAAGCAAAAUGGCAUUGAUUGUCUGAGAUAUUGUGUAGAGUAUUGGUGUCUUUUAUGAGAUUUUUGUUGAACCAUGUAACUUACAAAAAUUCAACCAAGGUUAAUGUUAUAGCCUCGCUACCCCUGAAUUAUUAAUUACAUUUUAUUAUAAAUGUUAUUUUGAAGUUACAUAAUACAAAAGGCUGUUUACAAACUUGUUUUACGUUUUCUUUCAUAUAUCAAUACCUUCUAUGUAUCCACCAGCAAUGCCAUCUACAUAAUUGGCAAUGCAAGUUGUUUUCUGUUUGUCUGAGGAGGCUGGAGUGUGUCUGCUUUGCAAGAUCCCAUACAUACAAUACGUAAAAUAAUUAUGUGGAAGAUCAAAUGCUCUUACUUUGUAUGUAAUUAUCGUUGUCUUUGGUUCUGACUGUUUUGAUUUUAUGUUUAUAAAUAUCAGAUUAUGCAGUUUUCCAAGAAGUUCUGACUUCCUGGUUUCAAGCAUUGCUAGUGGCACAAAGACCGGGUGCGUAUGUCUACCCCGUCUAUCUGUAUGUCUAUCCAUCUGUUUAGGGAGAAGGGGUCUGUCUGUCCGUCCAUCCAUCAAACUUUCAAGUGACCUUUUCUCUUUGUCGCAUGUAAUGUCACAUCCCUAUGUCCCCAGGGCAUUUUGAUCUCUCAGUUGGGUCCUUUUUGGAUGGCUAAUUCAAAAGCAAAUACACAAUGUGUUGGCUGAGUGCAAAUGAAAAUGAAUUUAAAGUACAAUAAUAUAUGCUAGUGCCAUGUCUAAGGGUAUUGUAGAAGAAUUAUAAAAUGGGUAAUAUGGUGAGCAGGUGUUUUAUAAUUUAAAAAAGAAUGUUCUUUCAAAUGAACCUAGCGUUCACAAAUGUUUUCAUAAGCUGAAUCUCCAAGAUAAAGGCUUAGUUAUGUUUUCUCAUUCUAAAGCAAAUCAGGCAUUAUACUUACGCUAUAACAGAUGAAUGCUCCCUAUGCGCUAGAUAUAUGAUAUACCAUAUAUUUAUAUGUUUUGGGAGCUUUUAUAUCAUUACUUACAUGCAGCCCUUGUCACCAGCACACAGGUCUAAUGCCAAGGAUUUGAUUGACAGGUGGGGAAUGGACUAUAGCUUUAAAUUAAAAUCUACACAUGUCCUAGCAUUUCAGCUCAUACAAUGUAAUACCCAUUAAAGAAACACUCUGCUCUAGUGGUUAUGAUACCAUAAUUGCCCUAGCAACCUCCUGGCACAAGUAGUCAAACCCUUUAAGAAUGUGAGCUCUGCUUGGCUUAGUGGAGCUAACUGGAUCCUGCUUGCAGGAGAAUCUGUAAGCAGGGUCUGCAACUGCAUAGUUUAUCCGUUGAUUGUUUUUAAUCCAUUGAACGAGUUUAUGCUAUAUGAAGCUCUUUUAGAGAAGGCUUUGCAACCCACUUCCUCCUCACGUGCAUAAAACAAUGUAUGGGGAUAGAGCAGGGGUUUUAGAGACCCACCAUGUUUUCAGAGACACAUAUACAUAUUGAUGGGCAGCAAGUUAAAAAGGUUGCCCUGUAGUAUGUAGAAUUCAGAAGAAGGUUUAUAUGAUUACACAAUUAGGCAAUGAAGAAUCUUGCGGAAUAUGCAUUGCACAUACUAGGUAUGGAAACUUGAGUAAAUAUACAUCUCGGAUGAUGUGAAAGCUUUUAAAUAGUUACAAACCAUACAAGAAAGAUGGCUGGUUCCUUAAACCAGCGGUAUCCUCCCAUUUAGUUUGUGUCUUAAUCACAGCAGCAAUUCAUAUACAAUAUGCCAUACGAUGCGAGCCAGGCUAAUGGCGGUCCACGUAUGAUGGGACGUUAGUUUAGAGGUUGUAGGACCUGAGCCUAUGUUAGAGCUAAGAAGCACAUUCACUAUGCUGCUGUAAGUGCUAAUCACCACAGCAUCCUUAUGCUGAAGUAUUGCUGGGCUCUGGUAUAAUGUGAUGUUUUAGUAACAUUAACACAAAUGAACCCUGCUGAACAGUACUAUAGGCCCUAAAUCCCCAAAUGAUGCCCUUCUGGUAAAUUCAGGCCAAAGUGAGGGGUUCAUAAUUAACAGGUGUAAUGGCUUGAUGCGUUUUUAAACAUGUAAAGGUCCUGACUUGUAAUUGUAUAUGCAGUGUGGGAUGCUCAGUAAGGUGGGCCGUGAGCUAGCAAUAUGAGGUUGAUGGGUUAUGCUGUCAUACUCUGUCCCUUUAAACUUAAUAGCAGCCGCUCCAAAGCCUAUUCAUUACAUAUACUACAGUUUAUUAGGUGUUACCACACAUUAGUGAAUUGAAUGAUGAUUGAAUAUGGCUGUAUUUAAGCCAGCCUAAAUCUACAUUGUAGACUUCGCUACAAUAUUGCCACACAAGGCUAGGGAAGUCCUGAAUCUUUGAGAAAUUCUUUUUCUAUUUCUAUUUUUGUUAAGAGACUCAGCAGACUUGUAUUAAGUUUGUCACGUCUCUUUAAUGACAUGAUGGGGAAAACGGUACUUCUCUAGAUACCGUCAUCACCUUGUAUAUCGUUAUCACUCUUGGGAACUGGCUAAUAUUUGCACGGCUUAAAAUAUCAAGUCUUCUGCUACUAGCCAGGCCUUAAUAGCUACUCACCAGGGCAAAAUUUUACUCCCAAUUUGACAUUUUCAGCCCUGAAUAUUUUAACCCAUACGUAUCCCAAGUAUCAUCUCAGUUACUCCAUUUUGCUGGCAGUACAUAACCAAAUAACUCCAUUGGGAUUUAAAUUACCUUUAAGGUCAGGGGUUUCAAAGCAAAUCUGAUUACGUGCAUUGAUUAUCUGCCGUCACAGGGGACCCAUGCUUUCAGAUAAUUGAGUUUUGAUGGAUGAUCAACCUUAAGUGAUGUAUUUUAAGACAAAGCUGCAAAGAGUGUCCCACAUAAUUGAUGCUCUGCUAUUGCAUUAUUAUUAUGAUUAUGAAUUUUUACAACCCUAGUCCUCCAGUAAAUAAGGAUCUAUCGGUAAUGUUUAAGAGCAAUGACUCGUGGCGUUUAUCGUGCUCUGCAUCUAAGUGUUUUGUAGCAAUCUGUGCCCUUUAAGGUCAUGCAUGGUGUUGUCACUGCAUUAACCCACAUACAUAGAUUUAAAAGUCAGACUGCAAGGGGACUUCCUCCUUUUACUAUAGUUUGCGUCUGCAAGCACGUGGGAGACAGGGGAGUGUGCUGGUCUGGUUCUGUGGGAAUGUGAGAGCUGUAAAGACUGUAAACAGCCGAUGAGUCAGAGCAUUGCUAUGUCACACAGUGAUCAGAGGGCCUCCCUCAAUGUGGCUUCCUUCUGUGUAAGCGAGUGGGUGUACUCUUUGCAAUGUCUUUGCGGGGAACAGGGCCCCAACCAGCAUAUUUACACACUAAGCACCAUUGCAGGUCAUCGAUUUCAUAGCCAGGUGAGGAUUACAUGUGCUGCAAAGCCUUGCUUGAAUUUUCAAUUUGAUUUAGCUGGAUAAGAAAAGAACCUUACUGUGAAUUUGAGACUUUAUGCUGUGUUUUUUAUUUUAUUUUUGUGGGGGUUCCCCCCAACCCCCCUAAUUUGUUUACAUCUUCGACAUUGACAAAUCGUUCUUUUUUUUGGCAAGCGAGAGACGGAUUUGGUUUAUUUUUAUCAUGCAUCUGAACACGUCUGCUAGCACACAAGUUCAGCACUUUGUUUUUUAUAGUACAGAGAACUGUCAUUCUGGCUUGUUUCUGCUUCUAUGAUCUCUAAUGGUUCGAUCUCGCUUCUCUUUGGCGAGCCUGCUUCAGAAUGGAAAAGACUGUGUUCAUAAAUGGUCUAAAGUGGGAAAGGAAUUAAUCAAAGAUCACCAUUCGAUUUGUUGAUCAAUCAAUGGGAAGAAAAUAGUUCUGUUAAAUGUUUAACCGUUUUUUUCCGUCUCAGUGGCACCUUAGAAACUUUUUUUUUAAUUUUUUUUUUAUAUACUAGAGGGACUUUAGAAGACGUAUCCAAUGACUUUCGUAGUCUGGCACAGAGAUUUAUUCUCGGACAAAUCCUACAUCAUUGCAAAGCUACGUUAAACAUGCAAGUUACUAGAGGACGGUCUGCAACUGCAGUUCUUGAACUUGGCCGCCUACAAUUUUAAAAUCAACAGUGUCAUAUUCUCGUCUUUCUCAUCAUCGCAUCAAGCUUCACUCAGCAUAUGUUGUAAUAAACAAAGGCUAUUUUGGGAAGCAGGAACUUUGACAAAAAAAAUGGAAUCACUGAAAACCAAAGUAGAAAUGCAACAAUGUAAUAUUUUAGUUUAUAUAAAAAAAAAAAAAAAUUUCUGUUAAAAUUAUGAAUUGGUAAAUUCAGUAGAAGAUAUAUCUGUAGUGCUUACAUGUUCACUGUAUCCCAAUUUUUAGUGUUUGUCAUUAUUUUUUUUUUUUUAUAAAGCAUUUACAGCUUUCUCUUUUUCUAUGUAAUGUUACAGACUGAUCAGCUUACCUUGUGUCAUUGUAUCUCGGUUUUGUGUCUGCAUGCCUGAGGUGUCAAGUUUUGUUGCUUUCAGAUAUAUAUUUUUGGGAUGAAACAUUAGGUGACCUUUGUAGCUGUUUCACAAGAUAUUCGUUCUUGACGCUUUCUUUUUAGCUUAAAGAUCUAGCCAUCAAAGUCUCUGAGGGCAACACAUCCAUUGAGAUCAGAGGCAACUCUGAGCUGUGAAUGAAAUUCUGCUCCCAUGGUUCUUGAACACAUCCUGUUUCCCAUGCAGUAGAGCAAGUGUACCUGUUUGCAUAACUGCAAGGCCUGGCUGUUAAUCAUGGGAAUGGUAGUACUCCCUUUUAGCCACAAUGUGUACUGUUUGGAUCUCUAAUUGUUUGUUUUGUUUUGCAAACACUGCACAAUUUGCUCCCACUCGGCAUUGCUUAAGAUUUUUUUUUUUUUCUCUUCUCCUGGUCAGUUUUGUAGAGUUGCCAUCAAAUCAUCUCUGCACUUAUACCUUUUUCUUCUUUUUUUUUUUUUUUUCUCCUCUUUGUAUCCAUGGUUACAAUCUCCAAGUUGGCUGGUUUCUCAUGGUUGCCAUAGCAACCAUCUUUUUUUAUUUUUUGCAAAUCGGUAGUGUCUCAGCUACAUUUUCCUUUCAUCAAUGAUUUAAAUACCGGGUUUAUAAUGAGCAGUGUGUCACAAUGUCAUAUUGUUAGAACGCACACAUUCAGUUCUGGUGCUGUUUAUCUGUUCACCCAGGGGGCAGUUCCCUUCAUCCAAUUCUGCUCGUUUCAUUAUUGUUUCUACACUAACUAGCUGCUGGGUGGCUUUUAUUUAUUUAUUUUUUAAAAUCUAUUUAUUCUUGCGAACCAUUUUUCUUUUUUUUUUUUAAAUGUUAUUUAAUUUGAUAUCUAUGCUUGUCUCUUUUACGUUUGAUGUCAUUUUGAUGUGAUUUUGCACAGUCAGCUAGCUUACCCUACUCUAAUCACAGAUAAUUUGUAUGGUAAGCAUGUUUCACUUUUUGCAUGUAAAACUGCAGCCUUUUAGUGGCAUAUCAUGUUUACUAUAUUACAAAGUAUCUGUAUAUUUACUUGCAUGUUAUAUAUCCCUCCUGUUGCAUUUGAUUAUUAAGGUGUUUUUUUUUUCAUAUCUGUAACUGUACUUCUAUUAUUUUUUUCAGUUGCUUUUUCUGCACCGUUCUGUCCUGGUGAUUGUUUACAGGUUAUGACGACUAAUCCUAAAUCAAACAAGGCAUUAAAGGUAAGCUUGAAAACUUUAAUGUUUGUGAAUUGUGUUGCCCAGAAUAGUAGUGGUUGACAAAAUAUUGUAAACAUUAGAGGUGUGUACAUUUAGAAAUUGGGCUGGACAACUUUCUGUCUUAUUUAUGAGCAAAUAGGCACGUUUUAGGAAAAUUAUAUUGUAUUUAUUUUGAGAAGGCAUAAAUGCUGUUGCCCACAUAAAUAUGAAUUCUUAAAUACCCCCCCAAAAACGUGUCUACAGUAACGCUUGUUAGAAGCAAUACCUCUACACCUCGCUGAAACUCCCCUGAUUGGGGAAAACAAAUAUAUUUUAACCUUCAAAAAUGUAAGAUUUUGAAAAGAACAGUAUUUCAGAUUCCUGGAAUGUGUUCAUCCUUUUCCUCCAGGCAUAAAGCUGGGAAACAAAUUGCUUCCAUCAGUUGUUGGUCUAUGGUUCCAGUGAGCUUUGUGGUCCAAAAAUAGUAGCCCUAUGCAUGCUUUGGACUGAUGCAAAUUCAGCAUUUAGGAAGAAUUGUAACAGCCAUUUUUAAAAUCAAAGAUACACUACUUAUCUAAUCCAUUAGCACAUUUACCAAGAUGAACAAUAUUUUCACGUUUAAAAGUGCAUUAUGUUCAAAAAUAAAUAAAUUCCUAAUGUUAGUAAAGAUACUAAGUUAAGGGUCGUUUGAUUCCUGAGCAAAAGGAUGCUUAGCUUCUUCCCACUUUUCUUAGUCUGAAACCGCUAUCUCCCUAGUGGGCACGACUGCAUCAAUAUUGUAGUACACAUAGCAGAGCUACCAGUAUCCUAAUAUAAUCCCAAUAUAAUCCACAUCACCAUGGUGUAUGCUGACCGUAGGCAACAUGUAGCAAGUAAAACUCUCCCUGCAGAAAAUCAUGGAAACAAGUAAAUAGUUUUGUGAAAAUCACUGCAUCUAUAACCCUGCCUGUUUUUCCUGUGAAACUAAAGUAGGGAUUUUUACUUAAUAAUUGACUAUCCAAGUGUACUCCGUUUGCAUGUAUGGCAUGCGAAUGCUUGGCCAAGUCCCCUACCCACAUAUUCAGGUCUCUGAAUGCAGCCCUGGUCCUUUCUCUCUAUAUGUGGAAUUUUCACUUUUUUCAAUGUUUUUUUACUAUUAAGUAUGAUUGUUACUUUUUAGGUGACCUUUGCCAUCCUAUUCAGUAAGUCACACUCCAUUCAUGUAAUUUAAAAAUAUCUAUUGUUGCAGAGCACAAUUCGUUCUGCAGUUUUUCCAUAUGCUAUAUUGUAAGGGGUGAACCAAACAACUAGUAAAAGAUGUGAAUUAUUUAACCCGCAGCAUCUCCUUCCCCCACUAUUCAUUACAUUGAGUGUUAUAAGGUUGAAAAUAUAGAAAAUACAGAUAGCAAACAAUCUAAACCUGUUGUAUUUGGUCAAUACAGUGUGUAUAUAUUUUUAAAGUGUGUGUGUUAAGCACGUUUCACCAUAUUGAAUCAUUCACAAGAUAUUCCGCAUUGGCUCUUGUACUAAUGCGUAAUGCACGUUCUGCAGGUUAAGAAGGAGGCGGGAGAAAACGCCCCAGUAUUAAGCGACGAUGAACUCGUGUCAAUGUCUGUGCGGGAGCUAAACCAGCACCUCCGAGGUCUAUCCAAAGAAGAUAUCAUCCGUCUGAAGCAGCGUCGGCGCACACUGAAAAACCGCGGUUACGCUGCCAGCUGCAGAGUAAAACGAGUCACUCAGAAAGAAGAGCUGGAGAGGCAGCGUGUGGAGCUGCAACAAGAAGUCGAUAAGCUGGCAAGGGAAAACUCAAGCAUGAAACUCGAAUUGGAUGCUCUGCGCUCCAAAUACGAAGCUCUCCAGACCUUCGCACGCACAGUUGCUCGGGGUCCCAUCACCCCAACCAAGGUUGCUACCACCAGCGUCAUCACCAUUGUGAAAUCUGCCGAUAUCUCAUCGGCGUCCAUACCAUUUUCAGCAGCAUCCUAGUGUCCUUGAAUGGAAUGAACUAGCAGCCUGUUCUAAAAGGGACUUUGUGGGAUUCACCUACAUAGAUUCUCCGUUCCUUUCCUGCCUAAUGAAGGCAUUGCCUUUUAUUCCAUUGCCCUCCUAACAUGAUGCAUAGAGGCCGUACAUGUGACUGGAGAACUAUGGCCCUGUCAUAAUUGUACCAGGGAAUUUGACUCCUUCUGUUGAAUGAGGUUUGAAGAGUCUGUAAUUGUAUUUUUGUUUUGUUGUUUUUUUUAUAUCUAUGAAAACUGUUAAUCUUGAGCUACCUGGACCCUGCAUAAACAAAUAUUUAUGAGAAAAAAAUAUGAAUAUCGUAUUACAGGGGAGAAGUGGAAGGUGAUCACUCUCCUCUUAUUUCAGAUGCUCCAAAAAAGUCACCGUAUACAUUUUAGUAUGUAAGGUGCCAACUAUAAUUAGUUGUAUAAUGUUGCAGAGCUAGAUUUAAAAAAAAAAAAAAAAAAAGAAAAAGAAAAAUCAGUCUUUGAAAGCAAAGAAAUAUGUUUACAGUCUACUUAUGGACAAAGUUUUUGCCUGUUUAAGGGCUAGAACUUGUGCCUCUCAAUAAUUCUUGAAACACAUCUCUGUAAUGAGGAAAGUGAUGCUAAUUGUUGUAUGGUUUAGUAGCUGAUCUACACUGCUCUCUUUUCUAUUUCUAAGAACAAAUUUGUUUUUGGCUAAACCUGGCAAAUUCACAGCUGACAUUUCCAUCCAGAUACUGAAUGUGUGGCUGCGUUGUUUAAAAUAUGCCUUCUGAAUGAAACAAAGCGAUUUAAAAAAAUAAAAAAAAAUAAAAAAAAUAAUUCCCUUUGAGUAACGCAAGGAUUAGAUGCUGAGUUAGUACAAAGUCAGAGCCACUGGCUCCGGGUUUCUGAAAACUUGGAUAUAUGGAGAGAUUCAGCUUUGCUGAAAACUCUUAAUCGUUACACUUAUUUUAAAGUUGAGAAACCAGUUUCAGAAAAAAAUGCUGUGCUCAUUCAGUAUUUAGACUGUAAGCUCUAUAGGAACAGCAGUUGCGUUAUUCCGGGAAAUGUUGUAACCUGCAGGAAAUUAUAGGGAUUUCUACUUGUAGUUUUGCUUUGUAUUUAUUUUUUUUCUUGUCUCAUACGUGAUUGUGUUACUGUUAUAAAUGACUACAGAUCUUGUCCUGUAAGCAGUGAGAAAUGUUUUGCAAAAUUUAGGCCAAAGUAGUCCUUGGGGGUGGGGGAUGGUAAGGGCUGGGGGAUUUCAAGCUAGGCUUAAUUUUAUUCCUUACCUCACUUAAAAUUGACCACAAGUCAAUGUUUUGUGAAUACGUCCCUGUAUUGUGCAUUCUUUUUAUCAUUGUCAUUUUAUUGCAUUAUUUAUUAGAAAACUAGUGUCCAGAAAGCUUAUAUAGUAUUGUGUAUAUCUAAAUCUGAGUACAUCUUUUAAAUUAGGAUUCCUAAAUCAGAAAAAAAGUUUACUUACAUUUCAAUACAAAUUUAUAAUUUCCACUCUUUUUCUAUAGUCCUCUCAGUUUCAAAUUAAAUCAGAUCAGUUAUAAAGUUAAGACUUUAUCACUAUAAACCGAUGACGAUGAAAGAUCAGAUGGAAUUCACCCAUAUAGGGUACCAUUCACCUAUCUGACUACAUACCUCAUACUUCACAAUGAGUCAUUUCCUCGCUGGUGGAAUUUUGUGAAAUAGUCAGCAGUUGAGUAAAAGAAGGGUAAUAUUUAUUUACAUCAUUUAUAGCUUUGCCUUUUCAUCAAGCACAGGAAAAGUAGACCCUACUUAGUCUCAUGAUAUAUAUGGCUGGGUUGGAAUUUCAGUGAAAUUGUAACACCGUCUUUAUGAGCAUUUCAGAAAGAUUUUAUCUUCAUAAAAUGCUCGUGGUGUGGUGGUGUUGACAUAGCCGCUAUAAUAUGACAUUAAUCACCGUUAAUUCCUAGAGAUUGGUGUAAAAUUAAGCUUAAUCAGUUACUGCUGCUGGAUGGUAACAAACCUUUAACACAGAGCUUACAUGCAGUGUUUAGGUUGACAGGGAGGAAUGAAACAAAAGCUACAUUUUUGGUUACCAAUGCCGAUUAAACAUACACAUAACUCUUAGGCCCAGUAAUAGUGAUCACUAUGAGCUGAUCACGAUACCUUAACAUUGUGCUAAGUGAGGCUGCUUUCUUACUUGGAAAGUUCUGAAGAUUUGAAAAGGGAAAAGGCGGUGGGUGGUUUAUUGAAAGAUAAACUUUUUAUUUUAUGUUUUGUUUUGUUGUAAGUCUCAUGUGUACUGCUGCUGUUUGUCAUUUAAGGAGGCCUUUUGAAGCUUCCGACGGUUUACCUGGUUUAUGAAGAGUACAGAUGUUACUUAUUUGGACUCUGCUAAAAAAUGAUUGCAAAGGAAGAUGGUUGUGGUUGGAAUUAGUAAGUGCAUCUAUAUAUGAUUUUCAUGCUUUGUAAGUUGGCUAUAAGCAGGUUCUCAAUUUGAAUAGUGUGGUAUUGGUUACUGCCAGUUUUUCUUUGUCCUAAAAGUUUAUUAUUGUAGUGAAAUGAGAUUUUGGCAGAUAUUUGGAGACCGAGUUAAUCAGGUAAUAAAAAGAAGCAAUGGAGGAAAUAAUGCAUGUUUCAUUCCCGUUGUUUCAACUAUUUCAGGUCUAUUAUAUGUAAAAUGUGUGCAGAAGCUUUUUGUAAGCUUAACAAAAUGACACUUGCUGGUUAAUAUGAAAUUUCAACUUUAUUCGUACGGUUUGAACGGACUACUGUCUUAUGCAAUGGAGAGGAUUGGAAAAAUCGAAGCCACAGGAUUUUUAAAUUAAAGUGUGCGUCGUACCUAUAAUAUGAUGCUUGUCCGUUAUGCAUAAACCUAACUGGCUUGUUAGUGUUGACUUUGACCAAAACCAAAGAGGCUUCUUUCUUGGUUGUUUGUUUUUAUUAAAUUUUCAAGGAAACAAGGUCUGCUGAAUGGGACGAAUAAACAGACUGAUUACAGGAAAGUUUGUUCUGAAUCUGUGGAAAACGAAUGUUUUGCUUGAAGAUUUACUUCAGAAGGUACCGUAGUUGUAAAAAUUGCUUUUGUAAAAAUGUUUUUUCUUCUUCUUAAGGGCUCUGAUAAAGGUGAAUGCAUAUUUGACCUGACUUUGCAAUCAUUUGGCUAUUUUAAUCUGUUCAAACACAUUCACGUUUGUAUCUUCACAAACCAACUUUGCUAUUGUUAGAAUGGUCUGGAAUUAUAUUUUGUUUUGGUUUCAUUUUAUGGACAUGCUGUACCCAUCAUCUUUUUAAUUUACUGUUUUGUGAGACUCUAGUACACUAGUGUGACAAAAGGUUUGAUUAAAAACAGUAGUGUGUGUGUGUAUGUGUGUUGUUUUUUUUUUAUUUUAUUUUUUUGAGGUUGUCUAACAGAAAGGAAGACUAGCCUGAGGAAAAUAUUUUUUUGGUCAAUGUACACAACGAGCCAAGCUUGCCUUUUUCAUAAGAACCCACAAUUCUACAUUUUUUGACAUCUCAAGUUUUCACCUCCUCACCACAACUGUGAAAGUUGAAGGGGGAUCUCCAGACAUCAGUAUAUAUUUUUAAUACCGUUUGUGGUAGUUUUGGUUAAUAGUUGGUGGUGUUUAAUUUGAUGUUGGCGCUUUGCUUGGGGAAGUGAUGUAACGGAGUUGGCUUGGGGUGGUUUGUGGUUGUAGGCACUAUACCAAACCUUCACAUUGCACCUGUGUGUUCCAGAUGACUCAUAAACAUCAGUGCAUAGCAUAGUGCAGCCCACAGACUUCCCUCUGCUUUGCUGUUUACUAUUAUUCACUCAAAAGAAACCUGCAAGAUUGUUUUAAUCAAUUUUCUCUUCUCCGUGGUUAAAGCUCUUACAAAUAGCUGUUGACAUAAGGAUUUCCAGCUUCUGGCACUUUUUCUGAAGGCAUCCGAGCUUUGUCUGACAAUCAAAGUCAAAUUCCCUGGGCAAUAUUCAAAGGCAGAUGGACAGCAAAAAAGGGCUGGUGGGCUUCAAAAUGAAUGGAAGUCAGUGACUGAUUCAUAUCUAAUGGAAUGACACACCUACAGUUGUUUAUAGAAGUGUUACCUUCCUUGGAAAAUGCAAACACAAAGCCAAUAGUGUCACACAAGAUAAGAGAAAUUCAGAUUAUUAUUUAUUAUUUCUGCUUUUUUUUUUUUUAUAUAUAUAAAACAUCACCCCGAUUUACAGGCCUUCUGCAGUAUGUAGAUCUUUAAAAAAAAAAAUAAUAAUAAUAAUUAAAAAAUAAAAAAUAAAAAUGUAAGUUUAUUUUUGACGUGUGCCAAACGUUUUGGCUACGAAAAGGCUAGCCCAAUAAUUUGACACCUUUCCCCUGUCGUAGUGGGGAAAAAAUUAGAUCAAGAAUAGUUCAAUCUGUAGAUUUUCAGUAGAUUUGUGACUCAAACCCUCUAGAUCACAGCCACUUUGUACUGGCUAAAAAUGGAGGAUCAUGGGUAUCGUUUAACAGCUGGACAGCUGCAGAUGACCACAAUGGCUACAGAUGGCCAGAACUGACCUUUACAGUUCCGAGAUUAGCCAGAGAACAGGGACCUGGGUGGCAUUAUGCUGUUAAUACCAUGGAAAUGGUAGGUAAUCCAUAUUGGAUAUCAAUAAGGAACAUAUGGAAAUAUUUAAAGAAAGAUUAAAAAUAAAGUUUUUUAUCUUACAGAUUUUUUUUUAAGGAAAUGGCAAAAUAAAACUUUUUUUUGUUUUUUUCCUUAAGUUUAACAAUGCAGUUCUUUAUUGGAAGACAAUGCAAGCAUAUGGGUUACUGUGAAGAUUUUUAGGGAAAGGAGGAAAUGACCCUCCCUCUUUGAUCUCUUUUGGCCAACCUGAUUUAAUUUUCAGAAUCCGAAAUUGAGCUAAAAAAAAGUUGAUCUUCACCCUUUUCAUGCUGUAGAUAUCGACUAUACAUUCACAAAGAAUCUUGUUGCGUAUAAGAGUUUUUAUUUUCCUCUAUUUAUUAUUAUAAUUAUUACUAUUAUUUUGUAGUUUUAGUUUGCCGUCACUGUAGAACUGUGUGCGUAUUUCAUCUGCGGGUUAAUAUUAUUUUUAUAUAUGUAAUUAUGUUUUUAAAGAUUUAUUGAUUCUGUGUAUUUUUAUGUUUAUAUUACCGAAUGAAAACAUCGCUUUUCCCAUUGUACCACAUUUAUCAAUCUCCUUCUGCUCAGAGCACCCAGCUCUACGGAUAUAUUAUACAAGGUCGGGUUAUUUAUCAUUACUGUAAGAUAUGGGUUGGAAAUAUGCAAAAUACAAUGUGUUAAUUUUUGAAUUGAUGAUUGAAAUGUAAGAUUGAUUACUAAUUUGUAUUCAAGGUUUAAAGAACAUUUCUGGGAAAAAAAUUCCAAAGAGUUGUCUUUACCUUGGAAGCCAAUAGAAUGUGUUUGUUGAUUACUCCACUUUUAGAACUUUGCUCCAGAAUUGAUCAUUUAUACAAAAGAGAUGAAUUUACAGAAAGCAUGCAGGUGGAUCAGAAUAUGAAUACAGAUACAAGGAUGAACUGAACACUCGGGUCUGACCCAAUCAGUUUCAGUAAAGAUUAGUGCAGUUAUACAUAUUUUUUUUUUUUUUUUUUGUUUAAAAUAUAUAUAUCGAAAUUAAAUUAUAGAAACAUAAGUGUAAAGCGUUCUUAUGGGCAACGAGAUAGUUGGCAUAGCUUUGGUAAGUUUAUUUAGCUUCCUGCCAUUCCAUAUGAAAGCUACCGUAAAGGAUAUCAAGAAACGUGACUAUUCUAACAGAUGGGUUUUCGUUGCCCAUAUCAUGGUAAACCUAUGACUACCAGAUUUCAGGGCUAUACCUUGGCCAUCAUUGAGUUAUACACAGAAUAAACAACUGAACUGAUCACUUUCCGUAAAGCCUUAUUGGGGGGACACCUGUACAAAUAAUUAUAUAAAGCCAACAAAUCUAAAUCUUUCAAAUUUAUGCUAUUUUUUCAGUCUUUCACUACUUGAUAAAUCAAAAGGAUUUUACAUUUAUGCCUUAGAGAAAAAAAGUGAAGUGUGUGUCCACCCAGCUCAAAAACAACCCUCUCCUUUUCACUGUGAAUUCUCGAUUACACCUGUUUUUAAUAUGAGAUUUUUAUUUUUCCUUUCUUUACUCUCUGUGUGUGUUUAAGUCACAUAGUUUCUAUUUAUUACCUUCAUUCCCAACGGAACAACUCUGCCAUUAUUGACUAGCCCUGGAUUUGAAACCUACACUAGAUUUUUUUUUUUUUUGGCUACUAAAUAAAAAGUAGCUUUUUUUUUUUUUUUAAAUCAAAUUUAAAAUGUCUACAUCAUAUGUCCAUCUAAAUUGCAUCGAAUAAUCUGUAUCUUCCAAAAGCUUUCUGCUUGUCAUAAGUCUCACACCUCACAUGAUUGUAUUAAGUCCUCUUUCUAUAAUUAAUAUAUGGAGUUAUACGUCUGUUUUUUGUUCUAGUGAUGAAACUUUUUGUCUGUGUCAGAGUUGUGAAUUUUCAGUAAGUCAAAGAUCUAAAUAUAUAUAUAUAUGCCAAAGCCAUGGUGAAAACCCACUAAAUGUUUUGGCUGCCGUGAUAAACUAUAGGAUGUUUAUAUAAUAAACUUUUCUGAAUUAUAUGACUUAACACAAAUGUUAAAUGGUACAUUCGCCUUAAUAUCGGGAAAGAGUACAUAUUUAAACCAAUAUACACCGUUGCUGUUUCAUUGUUAUAAUUGUCGGUGCAUUUUUGGUAAAUGCUAUGAAGCCGCUGUGCUAAAGUUUCUAUACUUAUAACUUAAAAAAAAAAAAAUUAUUUACAUUUUUUUUUUUUUCUUUUACCAUUUUCCUUAAAUAUCAACUCAUCCCCCCCAAAAAUAUGUAUUUCAUUAAUCUGGUGCUGGAUGUUUGUGGUAAUGCUUAUAAUUCUUAAUUGGAUUUAUAACUAUUAGAGCAACAUCUAAAUUAGCCAUUAAUCUCUCUCUGUCGUGGCCUUUGGCUCAUGAACACAUAUUCCUAUGUAUUAUUAUUUUAAGUGAAAAAGUGAUUGUUCGGUAGAAAGGGAGCCUGAAAUAUUUUAUUGCACAUGUGUGUAAGAGUAAAGAGCACUUCUUUUUUAAUACAUCCCUCUUCCAAUCAUCCAAUUCGAAAUGAUCCUUGGUGUGCAUUUAAAAUGUGAAACUGUGCGAUACCAAUGGAUGUCGAAAGCAUUUCACAGUAAUAUUCUCCCCUAAUUUUACUGUUAUUAAAUGAGUUUACUCUCUAAAAUAUGUUUGGGGUUAUUUUUUUUUUUUGUUUGUUUUUUGUUUUUACUUCUUCUCCUUCCAAUUUAUUAUGUAUCAUAUCACUUUUCUUACAUAUUAUUUUGGAUCCUUAGACAAACAAACCCCAAAAGGGCAGUUAUCUUUUUAUGUCUACAAGGGUAUUCAAUGUUGUAAUGUUCAGCGCCUUCUGAUUUUUUUUUUGUAUUUUUUUUUUUUCUGUGGUUAUUCAGUAGGCUAAUUUCAAUAUUUAUUUUUUCUGUGCUGCUUUUUUAUACAUAUAAAUAUAAAAUAAAUUAUUGGGAUAUAUCCAAGUAAUUGUGGAUUUAUGUUUGUAUGUCUAGACCGUAAUCCUGUGUACUGUAUGUGUGCACCAAUUUCUCCUUAUCUGACAGCCACAAAGUAAUUUAUUGCUGUACAUAGUACUGCUGUGACUGGUUUUGUACCUUUCCAAUAAAGAGUUCUCAUUGAAGUUUGA
Pelobates cultripes (western spadefoot toad) is the source of this 35693-nucleotide messenger RNA. The record is from the annotation of a GenBank genome assembly. Lineage: Eukaryota; Metazoa; Chordata; Amphibia; Anura; Pelobatidae.